This is a messenger RNA of Anisakis simplex (herring worm), 285 nucleotides long. Lineage: Eukaryota; Metazoa; Nematoda; Chromadorea; Rhabditida; Anisakidae. The record is from the annotation of a GenBank genome assembly.
ACCCCCGGAAGCGUAGGACCACCAGGACCACCAGGUGGAGACGUUUUGGUAACGGUAGCAAAACCAGGACCAAAGGGAAAAACUGGUGACUGCGGUCAACCAGGUGAGCACGGCAGCGCAGGAGCACCAGGACCAGCUGGAGCACCAGGAGCAGCCGGAAGUCCCGGACCUAACGGACGAGAUUGCUCACCAGGAAUGGACGGCUCAGCUGGAAUGCCAGGUAUGGACGGAAAGCCAGGCCUGGAUUCACAAUACUGUCCUUGCCCACCUCGAGCACGCGUCUAA